Molecule: messenger RNA, 3798 nt
Organism: Drosophila miranda
Lineage: Eukaryota; Metazoa; Arthropoda; Insecta; Diptera; Drosophilidae
Exons: 5
Coding region: 942-2897 (651 amino acids)
Biological process (GO): regulation of transcription by RNA polymerase II
Cellular component (GO): nucleus
Molecular function (GO): protein binding
Source: RefSeq, a predicted model, not a curated record
CCGCAGAAUCAGAAUCAGAAUCAGAACUGCGCUGAAAAGGCAGAGCCAGCCGAAAAGGCUAGGAAAACUAAUUUCGGAAAAUCAAGUAAAAACUGAGCGAAAUACCAAAGAGUUACGGAAAAGAAGGCUGCCUUGCUGCUGCCUUCUGCCUGACUGCCACGACACUUUCUUGUGUGAACGAGCGCCAAAAAGGCCGCACUGUCGCACCACACCACCCCCUUUUGACAGCGUCCAACCAGCACACCCAGCCAUUGUGCCCCAUCAGGCAUCAGGCAACCUCCACACCAUCCAUCGUAUCUCAAUACUCGUAGAGCAGAGCUGUGCUAAGAUGCGAUUCGGUCUCAUGUGCACACAUAAUGGAAUGAAGAAAAUUCCGUCCGUCUAUAGCAACAGCAACAGCAACAGCAACACUAACACUAACACUAACACCAGCAACAAUUGCAUGCUGGGCUGCCAGAGAUGUGGACACCAAUACGGACACCAAUACGGACACAGACACAGACUCGGACACGGACUUGUCACUUUGGGUUGUUUUUCGGGACGGAGGGCGUUUGGCGGGGGGCCUCCAAUGGAUUGCAGUGCAGCAUAGACCGAGGCAAAGAGAUCUUAAAAAUAGCCCUCGGACAAAAGUCUGAUGAGAUCUGAUUGUAGUGGCCACUACCCCAUCCCCAUCCCAUCCCAUCCCAUCCCCAUACCAUCUAGCAUACCCAGAUCCGAACAAUGGAAAUUGCCAAAUUUAUAGUGCACCCAGAAACCCACAAAAGAGCAACAACCACCACCUCAACCAGAGGCAGUCCCAGGCCAGGCCAGACCAGACCAGACCCGCCAAGAAAACUUAUUUUAUUUGAAUAAAUUUAAUUUAAUUGCCAGCAAGAAACACGAAACAAUCUCUGAUGUGUGUGCGUCGGACCUACAUAUGUGAUCCACACAUUAGAUGAAUUAUGGAACAUGUAAAUACCACAAAUGCAAGACUGCACCACCAGCAACAGCAGCAACAGCAACAGCAUCACCAGCACCUGCAACUGCAGCAACACCAGUUCGAGCAGCAUCAGCAGCACAAUGAUAGCCAGCAGCAGUUCUGCCUCAGGUGGCACAAUCAUCAGACCAGUUUGCUGAGCACUCUGCCCGUGCUGCUGGACCAGUCACAGCUGACGGAUGUGACCAUAUCGGCGGAGGGACGCCAACUGCGGGCCCACCGGGUGGUGCUAAGUGCCUGCAGCAGCUUCUUCAUGGAGAUAUUCCGUGCCCUGGAGGCGAGCAAUCAUCCGGUGAUCAUCAUACCCGGAGCCAGCUUCGGGGCCAUUGUUUCGCUGCUCACGUUCAUGUACUCCGGAGAGGUGAACGUGUAUGAGGAGCAGAUACCCAUGCUCCUCAAUCUGGCCGAGACGCUAGGCAUCAAGGGAUUGGCGGAUGUCCAGAACAAUAAUCUUCCCAAGACAGCGAAGAGCGGACCCCUAUAUAUGGAGCCACCGAACGACAAGUCGUCGGAGUUCGAGCAUCGUGGCACACCAUCGCCGAUGCCUACCCCCACACAUACGCCCACACCCACCACCACUCCUAGUCUGCCGCUCCCGCUCCCACAACAUCCCAGCCCCGCUCUUAGCACCCCGCUUCUUGCAAACAAACUGGGAUCGGUGGGAGCAACGGCAGCAGCACCUAUGAUCGCCACCUCCCCGCUAGAGAACCUGUUCAAGUCGCUGCAGUUCUACCCAAGCCUGCUGCCGCAGCCACUUAACUUCUCGCAGACGGCUUUGAACAAGACCACGGAGCUUCUGGCGAAGUACCAGCAGCAGUGCCAGCUAUACCAGAGCGGGAUACAGGAGGAGGACGACUGCUUCGGGGCCAAGCGGCUGAAGGGCGACAGUCCGCCGAAAGAUUUCAAGCGGCUGGACAAGAUGGGGAAGAGCCUCAAGAACCCCGCGAACAACAGCAGCAAAAGUCCCACCGAGUGCUCGGUGCCCAAUCCCAUUGUGGCUACAUCGCCCAUUACCCUGCCGCCCCCGGCCAUGGCGCACUUCUCGCCCCAGCUGCCGGUGGUCAAGUGCUCCUCAGCAGGCUAUUCAAAUCCUCUAACACCUAACCAGAUGUACACCACCAAACCUCCGCUCUACAGUUGUGCUGUCACGCCCACCGCCGCCCAGCAGGCGGCCCAAAUGCACCACUCCCAGGCAGUCGCCUCUACGCCCUACAUCUCGGCAGAGGAUCACGCCAAGCUUCAGCUCCACAUCGAGCAGUAUCAGCGGGAGGCAGCUGCAGCCGGAGGCAUGGCUCUGGUCAGCGCCAAAUCGGAGCCAAAUCUGCUCUCCCUAAGCGCCGACCGCGAGAAGCAGCUGGCCUCCACCCCCAUCAAGCCGCCGUCCAACUCCAAGCUCUAUGCCACAUGCUUCAUCUGCCACAAGCAGCUUAGCAACCAAUACAAUCUGCGCGUGCACCUCGAGACCCAUCAGAAUGUGCGGUACGCCUGCAACGUGUGCUCUCACGUGUCCCGCAGCAAGGAUGCCCUGCGCAAGCACGUCAGCUAUCGCCAUCCUGGGGCGCCCUCGCCCUGCGAGAACGAGGCGCGACGCAAGCGAGUCUCCAAGCUGUCGACUGGCACAGCCACGCCCACAGCCAUGCCCACGCCCAGUCACACGAUGACCAGUGGCGACAUGGUGGGGGCGACAGGUCAGAGCUCAACGGGAUGCCCGGGCGAGACGGUGCACAGUCCGUACCUCUUUCUACCCAAUCAGUUUCAGCUGGCGGCCGCUGCAGCUGCCGUGGCGGAGUCCUCCUCGAGUGUCGCGCCCGCCUUGGAUUUGGCUCACGAGGCGCCGCCUGACAUCAAAAGUGAGCGGGAGCCGGCGGUGGCGAGCAAUGGAGAAGCGGGAGGCGGCGAAACGAGUGCGGCGGCCACUUAGUGGUGGAUGGAUGUUUUCUAAUUUCAAAUAUUGAACGGCUGCAAAGCUGGAGCACAGAUGCACACACACAAACACACAGACACUGGAAACACCCACACACAUGCACAUACAUAUGGAACUUUAAAUCCCCCACCAACAAAAAAAAAACCAACGUCUUAGACCCGGCUGUGAUACUUAGCGCAAUUCGUUUUUUUCGUCUUCUAUACACACAAACACACAUACACUUACACACACACACACACACAAACAUACACUCAUAAUUUAUUUAUUAUAAUUUAUUCUUUUAGGACAAAUUUAUAUUUCGUUUUGUUUUGAGCUUUCAGCAGCAAACUGCCACCAACGAGGCUCUCAAACCACAAAUUUCACUUUACCUUUCACUUUUGCUCUCUCUUACGCUCGCACAAACACUCUCACACCUACACAUUCUAGUAAAUUAAGUACAGUUUUUUAUAAAUAUUGUAAUUAUACACCAAAAAACACACACACCACACACACUUGCACACAAAAAGACAAGGCAAAGGACCUACUAAACCAAAAUGAAUAAAAUGAAAGAGUCAAUUUAUAAGAAGCCAGAAGAAGAUGGAUGUGUGUGUUUAUAGACAUAUAGGGUAAAGCUGAUCCCAUCCCAGGAUAUAGAGAAGAGUACAACGGGCUAUGCAAAAACUAGUAUACUUCAUUUCAUAAUACAAUAAUUUAUGUACGCUGGCGUACUUUACAUAAUAUAUCCUUGUUUCUUUUAAUUGUAAUACAAGAUUUAUAAAAGGAAGUUGUUCGAACAAAAAAAAACAAUCUAAAGUCGCUGAACGCGUGGGACUGGCAAAAACAGAUCUUUAUCAAUGAUAUGAUGAUUACAUAGCUCGCAAACGACGGUCAACACUUUUUCCCUUUGCUGUCUCGUCAC